AUGUCUCAGACAGCUCCUGAACCAAUGAAAUUACCAGAGACUCAAGACUUUCCACAAGUAGACUGGAGACCAUUCUUGCCUGUUGAAGGUGAGACAGAAGAUCAGAAAAAGGAAAGACUCAAUCAUGCAGUCGAAGAGAAGAACAAAGUUCUCAAGCAACGCGAAGAAUUCAUCAACAAUCUCUCAGAAGAAGAACGUCUUAAGUACAGGGAGAACAAGCUGAAGAAGCUUGAAGAAAAGCUUCGUCGUAAGGAGGAGAAACUCCGCAGAAAUCAAGAUAAGAGAAGUAAGAAUAAUAAGAAAGAUAAGAAGGAUAAAGAUCGUAAGGACAAGAAAGAUAAGAAGUCUCAUUGUAAAUACGAAUCCGAUCAAGUAGUUGAGAUUCCUAUUGAUGAAUUCGUCCAGUUCAAAUCGUGGGAAAACUCAUUCAAGAAGAAACAUGUCAAUGCGAUGAAGUACAACGCUUUCUGCGAAUGGCGUAAAGCAAAUGGACAAGUUCCACAAGAUCCUCAAGUACAACAAGAGAAUCCAAAGAAUCAACUGUAA
Trichomonas vaginalis G3 is the source of this 546-nucleotide messenger RNA. RefSeq lists its product as uncharacterized. NCBI's taxonomy places the organism in Eukaryota, Parabasalia, Trichomonadida, Trichomonadidae. The record is from RefSeq and is a predicted model, not a curated record. The transcript has a single exon. Bases 1 to 546 code for a protein of 181 amino acids.